Messenger RNA from Belonocnema kinseyi, 2296 nucleotides. Its product is annotated as triadin-like. The coding region runs from base 157 to 1746 and encodes 529 amino acids. The transcript has 5 exons. Gene Ontology annotation, molecular function: zinc ion binding; nucleic acid binding. The record is from RefSeq and is a predicted model, not a curated record. Lineage: Eukaryota; Metazoa; Arthropoda; Insecta; Hymenoptera; Cynipidae.
UUUAAACAUACAUUUAUUAUUAAGCCAAAAUGCAGAAACUCAAUAUUUGAAAAAGCGCUCCGAUUGGUGCUGCCAUCUUCAAGCAACUUCGGCAUCUUUUGGUAACAUUGGAACGGAUUAAUAGUUGACACGUAGAACAACUGGAGUUUACAAAAUAUGACUCGUUUUGCAAGAGCGAAAGGCUCGAAAGCUUCAAACGAAAAGUUGGCAAACGAGCCAACGCCAUGGCACGUAAUGAAACAAAGUCUUCAAGAAUCUUUAAAUAAAGAAAAACCUGUGGAGGAAAGGACCAAAACUGCACGACAGCUACUAGAAGAAAAGGAAAUAUCGACUCCAUCCAAAAACGAUUGGGCCGAAUUUGAAAACACAAAAGUUACUAAAAAAGCCGCAAAAUUCAAGGCUUCCAGUAAAAUCGAGAAACCUAGUGAAAACAAGAUAAAAAAGAAAAAGCUUAAAAAAGCUCUCCAAAAACAGGAAGAAAAUAGCUUCGAUCUUGUGGAGGAUAUCAGCGAAAAAAUAAAGAUAAAACCACAAGACUUAGAUAAACGAGAAAAAGUAGAGAAACCCAAGAUCAAAGUUAAAAGGGCAAAAUCUCAAAUUGAACCUUCUGAGGAAUCUACGCCAGCUCGGAAAAAGAAAAAAUUUAAUAAAAUCGAGGAUGGAAUCGAGACUGCAGGUGAUAGAGUUCCGAAAAAAAAGAAGAAGAAAAAUGUAAUUCCUGAAAAGUCUGAAGAAAAUUCCCUUACUUCGAGUGAAGAAUCGAAAACGAAUCCUACAGAAAGAUUGAGUAAACGUCAAAAGCGAAAUUUGAAGAAAAAGAAUCAAAAUUCAGAGGCUCAAAUUAAUGAAUCGGAGAAGGAAGAUGUUGAGGCUCGAAUAAAAAAACCGAGUAAUUCCGUGUUUGAUACUGAAGAAAAUGACUGGAACACUGAUGUUAAAUUUGGCAACAAUACAGAGAAGAAAUCUGGACAAGUUAAAAAAGAUGCAAAUGGUUUGGAAAGUGGUUUUAAAAAUUUAAAUCAAUUUAAUCAAGCCAAGUUCGGGAGACCGAAUAUGAAAAACCACCAUUUAAGGAAACCAAAACCUAGAGAUGAUAGAGAGCACCAAAGGAGAAAACCUGCAAAAUCGACGAAACUUAUCAUUAAUGGAAUGGAAAUCGAAGUUGUGAUGUAUGAUGGAUUCCCAGUUCAGAAAGAUGAUGCCGUACGAUUAAAGGAACUGAAACAACAAAUGAUUCUUAAAGGAAUUCCAAAAUCUGAGAUCGAAGCAGCGAUGAAACUCGAGAGAAGAAAAGCGGAAAAGUCUUUGGCUCGCGUGAGAAAGCAAGUUUGCUUCCACUGCCGAAAAGCUGGUCACAACUUAUCGGAUUGUCCAGAACUUGGAAUGGAAGAAUCCGCAACUGGCAUUUGUUUCAAAUGUGGUUCCACUCAACACACCCAUUUCGAAUGCAAGGUAACGAAAUCCGACGAUUACAGAUUCGCCACCUGUUUUAUAUGCAGAGAAGCAGGACACAUCGCAAAGCAGUGCCCCGACAAUCCCAGAGGUCUCUAUCCAAAAGGCGGAGCUUGUAAAAUUUGCGAAGACGUUACGCAUUUGCAAAAGGAUUGUCCAGACAAAUUGAGAGAAAAGGAAGAAUCGACCUUAACCGUUAAAACCAUUACCGACAAUACUUUAGAGUCUUUAGAAGAGGAAGGGACGAAAAUAGAACCUAGAAAAGAACCCAAAAAGAAAAUUGUUAAAUUCUAAUGGCAGAGAAUCUAUAAAUAAAAAUUGUACAUUAUUUGUCAAAGUGUAGUUUUUUAAUUAGUUGACCUUGCAGGGUUUCAGAGAAAAAUACGUCUGUUCAAUUGUCUAAGAAACCAUAAUUUAAUCAAGUAGAAAUGUAACAUGUCAAAAUCGUAAAGCUAGGCAAUCAAUACAAUACCACUGAACACAUACUUCUCCAUAUGAAGCAUAAUUAACGUCCCUCGAACUUUCAACUCUAUGAAUAUAAUAUGUAUGUAUAUAUCUAUCUAUUUAUAUAUUUAAAUCAUUUAGAUCCAUUACUGUUUAUACACUUUCUUACAUUAUUCUACAUUGAUAAAAGUGUAAAGUCUGCCUUUCAUAUGUAGUUACUUACUAAAAAAAGUACUAUUACAUCUUACAAAAUCAGAAAAUACGUCUGACGAAUACCUCUUUGACCUACUGGAAAGAGCGCUCUUGGUGGGGCUGAUGUCGCUGCGCAAGUGGCAUGUACAAUUGUUAUUUCUAGAUUGAGAGUGUGUAAGUAGAGAAAUAAAAAUAUUUGAACUAUUAA